Phragmites australis (common reed) is the source of this 2710-nucleotide messenger RNA. Its product is annotated as amino acid transporter AVT6C-like. The record is from RefSeq and is a predicted model, not a curated record. Gene Ontology annotation, molecular function: amino acid transmembrane transporter activity. Gene Ontology annotation, biological process: amino acid transmembrane transport. Lineage: Eukaryota; Viridiplantae; Streptophyta; Magnoliopsida; Poales; Poaceae. Bases 911 to 2281 code for a protein of 456 amino acids. The transcript is spliced from 5 exons.
AUGUUUCGUUUGUACAACACAAACACAGUUUGCUAGUUUGGUUGAUUUUUUUUUUCAGAGCAAUAGUUUGGCUGAGAUUGUGUGUGACAGCCAGACUGGUGAGCUACCAACUCUGAUCCAUUUUGAUUUGACGUUUGAUAAUGAUCUCUAAUUAUUUGCUUCAAAAAUAUGGUCUCUAAUUAUUGAUGUGGAAAAUUAGCAGUAUAAAACAUGUGGAAAAUUAGCAGUAUAAAACUUGUGGGAUCUAAUCCAAAGUUUAAAUUAGAGUAAACUACUGUUGUGAGUGUCUUACCUACUGGCCUUCGAAGUUCAAACAGAAUCAAUCUUUUAGGCCCUGUUUGGAACAAGAGAAUUGCUCUAGGAAUUUCCAGGAUUUAGUCUAAGUUUGUAUUAAAUGCUAGGGAUUUGAAUCCCAAAACUCCCCUUCCAAUUGUUCCAAACAUGCACUUAGGAGGAAAAUAGUAUCCUACUUGUUGCCGUCCUUGGUUUGAGAAUAAACAACGCUAAAACUGAACAUUAUUGCUUUUUUUUUUAAAAUGGCUCUUAGACAUUGUUAUUGGCCAUUAUUUGUAGAUCACUUCCACUAGAAAAUCUUAGAGAUUUGUAGGACUUAAGUAGCGCACACGGACCACGUGAGGAAAGCAGCUAACGAUCACUAUAGACCCACUUGUCAGUGGGCCCAGUCCAAUAAUGGCCACUGGGAAGCUUACUGCACACGACUGCACGGCCAGUCGGCCACCUCAUGUGACUCAGCUCUUAUCUCAAUGCAGCUCUCCCAUCGUUUUCUCGCCACGUUUACACGCUCUCGAGUCGCCGAGUCCAAAAAAAACACACACACACACACACACACACACACUCAAGCAGUCAAGCACCAAAUUUCUCCCCUGCUUCACUCAUCUCCCACUUAGCCAUGGUGUCCAAGAGUCCACCGUCCUCCGGUGAAGCUGGAAGCGGCGACAUGGGGUCAGCUGAGGCGCCCCUGCUGCCGGAGCACGCGGGCCCCUCGGGCGGUGGCUCAGCAUCGGUACUCGGCGCGGUGUUCAACGUGUCGACGAGCGUGGUGGGCGCCGGGAUCAUGUCGAUCCCGGCUGCCAUGCGGGUGCUCGGCGUGGUGCCGGCGGUGGCGCUGAUCGCCGCCGUCGCGGUCCUGGCCGACGCCGCCGUCGACUUCAUGCUCCGGUACACCCGCGGCGCGCCGUCGUACGCGGCGCUGAUGGGCGACGCGUUCGGCCGCGCUGGGGCCGCGCUGCUCAACGUGUUCGUCGCGCUCAACGCCUUCGGGACCCUCACCGUCUACCUCGUCAUCAUCGGGGACGUUAUGUCCGGUGCGGCGAGCGCCGGGAACGCACACGCGGGGGUGCUGCCGGAGUGGUUCGGGCAGCACUGGUGGACAAGCCGGGAGGUGGUGCUGGUGGCGGCCGCGGCGAUUCUGCUGCCCCUUGUGCUCAGGAAGCGUGUUGAUUCAUUGAGGUACACAUCGGCCAUCUCCAUCCUGCUGGCGGUGGUGUUCAUGCUCAUCAGCCUGGGAAUCGCGGUGUACGCUCUCUUCAGGGGCACCGCGACGAUGCCGCGGAUGCUCCCGGACUUCUCCAGGCUCUCUUCCCCGUUCGAGCUCUUCACUGCCGUCCCGGUCAUCGUCCUCGCCUUCACCUUCCACUUCAACGUGCACCCGAUCCGCGCCGAGCUGAGCAAGACGUCGGACAUGAAGGAGGUCGUGCGCAUCUCCCUCGUGCUCUGCGCUGCCAUCUACGCAGCGGUCGGCUUCGUCGGCUUCCUCCUCUUCGGGGACGCCACCAUGGCCGACGUGCUCGCCAACUUCGACCACAGCUCCGGCGCGGGGGUCCCGCAGGCGCUCAACGACGCGGCGCGGCUCAGCUAUGCGCUGCACCUCGUGCUCGUGUUCCCGCUCCUCCUCUUCUCGCUCCGGAUCAACGUCGACGAGCUCCUCUUCCCGGGCCGUCGGCCGCUUGCCACAGACACGUGCCGGUUCGUGUCCCUGACAGCCGUGAUUAUGGCGAUGCUGUACGCGCUGGCCAUCGCCAUACCCAGCAUCUGGACGCUCUUCGAGUACACCGGAUCGACGUUCGCGGUCACCAUCUCGUUGAUUUUCCCUGGCUCCAUUGUUCUCAGGGAUGUUCAUGGAAUAGCAAAGCGGAAGGACAAGGCAUUGGCAGCGACGAUGAUCAUUUUGGCUGUGAUCACGAGCAGCAUCGCCAUUGCCUCAAACAUCAUGAGCUCCAUCAGCGACAAAGUCCGAGGAGGUCGUGUAGCUAGCGAAUAAUAGUUCAUAUCAAUCAAAAUGCUUUAUUGUUUGCAGCCCAUAAGCUUGAAGAUUGCUGCGCGUGCAACUCUCUUCUCUCAGGUUUUGUUCUUAGAAGAAUGAGAGACUGCUUCGGUUCAUGAGCUUAGACCGUGCCCCGUCAUGUUGUAGUAGAUGUGUGCAAGGAAAUACCGGCCUGCCAUUGUUGUGUAUUUGUACCGGUGACUGAUAUAUUACUGUGUAUAACUAGCGUAUCAAUCCGUACGACUGCACAGGCUAAAAAUUUAGCUUACAGCUAAAUUGUAGAUAUUUGUAUUAAUAAUAGUUGUAUACUAAAAUACAUUAACUAUUUAUAUUUAAAUAUUAGAAUGCAAAAUAUAAAUGUAAUUUUUGUUCAUAAUAUUGGAAUCAUGUUUAUUAUUUGUGAAUAGAUCUAAUUUAUAAUUUUCA